AUGCCAGGAACAAUCCUCAUCACCGGCGCCACCAGCUCCCUCGCCACACGCGUCAUUCACCUUCUCCUCACCAGCUACUCACAUCAAGACCCGGCUCCCGAACACGAGAACAAACAUGAGUUUACGCUGCUGCUAACAGCCCGCAAUCCAUCUAAGCUCAAAAUCAAACUCCCCGAACUCACAGGCAACACAAACAUCAGCGUCAAAGUUAGAACCCUCGACCUCUCUAGCAUCUCAUCCGUGCACACCUUCGCUACAGAAGUCAGCGCAGACGUCCAAUCUGGCAAGACCCCGCCGCUAACUAGCAUUAUCUGCAAUGCUUCGCACUGGGAUCUGCGCAAAGAAGAGGAGGUAACGGACGAUGGAUACGAGAGGACAUUCCAAGUUAACUUCCUCGCGCACGCGGUGCUUAUCCUCCGGCUAUUGGGUUCAUUUAAACCGGAGGCGGGAGGACGCAUUGUGCUUCUCACCUGCGAUGCGCAUCUACGCUGGCCAUUGAAAUCCGUACUUGAACGAGGACGCGCACGCGGCCUGGAGAAGUAUCCGCCUGGUAUGCCGGAUGAUCUAGAUGAGUUGGUCACGGUCGAAUCUCAGGCUCAAUGUGAGCCACAGUCUCCCGAACAGAUUUUAGAAGAGCUGCAGGAGAAGCCGAAGAUCAGGAAGAAGGAGAAGCCGGAAUUCAUGGCCCGCGGAAUCCGGCGACACGCAAACUCCAAGAUUGCCAUCAUCAUGUGGAUGUACGCGUUGAACCGGCGGUUAGAGGAGGACAUCGCCCUCAACACCAUCACCGCCAUCGCAGUCAACCCGGGGACCCUCCUCAACUCGCGCCAGCUACGAGUCAACACCUCACUGCGUCUGAAACUCCUUUCUCUCUUCCUAAUGACGGCCGUCCGCCCCUCCCUCUCCUUACUCUGCCGACUACCGUUUGUGGGGACGAAGGUCAAGGCUAAGAAGACGAUGCGGACGUGUGCUGGGGCAGCGGGCGGGGUUGUGGGUUUCGCUCUGGACGUCAGGAUUGAUUCUGGCGCUUCUGCCGGUGUCUCUGCGGAUACGGGGCCGGAUUCGAAUGAGGUUGAUGGCGACGGCGAUAGCGAUGGCGAUGGUGAUGGUGACGGCGGGUAUUAUACGCUUUCGAUCCCCGUCAAAGACGUGGGCUUGCCGGAUAUGGAGUGCCUGGAUGAGGAGAGGCAGGAGGCUUUGUGGCGGAAGACAUUGCAGUGGGCGGGGAUUUGGAAUGGAAAUACGGCGAUUCGAGUUGACAUUUAA
Molecule: messenger RNA, 1266 nt
Organism: Aspergillus mulundensis
Lineage: Eukaryota; Fungi; Ascomycota; Eurotiomycetes; Eurotiales; Aspergillaceae
Exons: 2
Coding region: 1-1266 (421 amino acids)
Cellular component (GO): endoplasmic reticulum membrane; mitochondrial outer membrane; lipid droplet
Molecular function (GO): 3-beta-hydroxysteroid 3-dehydrogenase (NADP+) activity
Source: RefSeq, a predicted model, not a curated record